Messenger RNA from Rhinocladiella mackenziei CBS 650.93, 582 nucleotides. Its product is annotated as 40S ribosomal protein S9. The coding region runs from base 1 to 582 and encodes 193 amino acids. Gene Ontology annotation, biological process: positive regulation of translational fidelity; translation. The transcript is spliced from 4 exons. Lineage: Eukaryota; Fungi; Ascomycota; Eurotiomycetes; Chaetothyriales; Herpotrichiellaceae. Gene Ontology annotation, cellular component: cytosolic small ribosomal subunit. Gene Ontology annotation, molecular function: structural constituent of ribosome; rRNA binding. The record is from RefSeq and is a predicted model, not a curated record.
AUGGCACCGCGAUCAUACUCCAAGACUUACAAGGUCCCUCGUCGACCCUUCGAAUCAGCUCGUCUAGAUUCGGAAUUAAAGAUUGUCGGCGAAUAUGGCCUGCGCAAUAAGCGCGAAGUCUGGCGUGUCCAGCUUAUUCUGUCCAAGAUCCGUCGUGCUGCUCGUGAGCUCUUGACCCUCGACGAAAAAGACCCCAAGCGUCUCUUCGAAGGCAACGCCCUCAUUCGACGACUCGUCCGUGUCGGUGUGCUUGACGAGUCCCGCAUGAAACUCGAUUACGUGCUGGCCUUGAAGGUAGAGGACUUUUUGGAACGUCGACUACAAACCUGCGUAUACAAGCUGGGACUGGCUAAGUCGAUCCACCAUGCCCGUGUGCUCAUCAAACAGCGCCACAUCCGCGUCGGCAAGCAGAUUGUCAACGUCCCCAGCUUUGUCGUCCGUUUGGAUUCCCAGAAACAUAUCGACUUUGCUCUCACGAGUCCGUUUGGUGGUGGGCGUCCUGGUCGUGUUCGGAGAAAGAAGGCCAAGGCUGCAGAGAAGAAGGAUGAUGACGAGGAGGAGGCUGGUGAUGAUGAAGAAUAG